UCAUUUGUUUUUACACAACUUGUUCUUAAAAUGCACUGUAUCGUCAAUUAGUACAGUAAGUCCAGACAACUCUAAACCUAAAGACACAGACAAUAGACUAUAUCCUGUUUAAACACUGGGUUUAUAUUUCCAACCUUCGCCUUAAUCUCUGAAUUUUGUUCUGGCUAAAUCUAUAAAGGGAUUUUCUGGGAAAAGCCUGUUAGUUUACCAGACAGAUCCAAGGGUGGGAUUGGUAUAGACGGGAAAAUCUGCUUGCUCAUUCUAUAUCAGCAGGAGUGCAUGAGUCAGCGUUUUGGUCUGUUACACCCAGAGUUGUUGCGACACACACACACACACUCCCCCUAUCUCUUCCUCCCUCUUACAUAUUCACACACAGGCCAUAAGACUGAGUCAAGCUCAGUUUUUAGUUUGUAGCCAAGUUGAGAUAAGGCUUUCUGGGAAACGUAGCCUGGUUGGACAGCAUUCCAUUUAGAAAUAACCAUGUGUGCUCAACACCUGGGACUGUCUUUAAUGCUCUAAGAAACCUGGAUAUAUAAAAUCAGCUGUGAAAGGGCUCCCUGAUGGACAUGCCUGCCCCCCGGUCGUCUGUGUUUACAUUUGAGUCUACAGUGCAUUCCUCCCAUGUGCUGCGGUGCCUGGACGAGCAACGUCGCCGGGAAACGUUGUGUGAUGUUACGGUGGUGGUGGAAGGUCAGAGUUUCAGAGCCCACCGCUCAGUACUCGCUUCCUGUAGCGAGUACUUCACACAAAGGAUCUCCUCCCUCACACAGCAUGGAGCGGUCCUCACUCUACCACAAGAGGUGACAGUUGCUGGCUUUGAACCCUUGUUGAAGUUUGCCUACACAUCCAAACUUCUUUUCGGGAAAGAAGACGUCUUAGAAAUACGCAAUUCAGCUACCAUCCUUGGCUUCAGAGACCUGGAUGAGGCAUGCUUUGAUUUCCUCCUCCCUAAGUUCUUCUCCAGCAGCAAUGGCUGUGCCACUUUUCUGAGAAAGACCUGCUGUAAGAGGAAAUGUAAGAGGCGAUUAUCAAAGGUAGACCGUGGCGUAAACUCUGACAAUGUAUUGCUGGAUGAGAAAGAAGUAAAACCAGUUGCUGACUCACCACCUCAACAGGAAGCGGCUUUGCCCUGUAACAAAUCAGUGAACAACAAAAUGGGAAGUCAGAACAGUGCAGGUACUCUUACACCUGUAGCUGAAGUGACAAAUGACAAUUUAAUACUGUGUCCAAAGUAUCGCAGGCAGCUGGCUUGCGGUAAGAAAACUUGUGUCACAGAGAAAAGUCUGUCCAGUCCAGUAACAGUAGUCAGGGAUAUCUGUGACCUCUCGUGCUCGCCCCACUACAGCAAUGCGAACAGUAAGAAUGAACCUGAGGUUGAAGUCCCUGGAAAUUCAACCUCAAAUUCCUCCAGAGAGAGCAAAGGAGGGGCUGAUGACCCAUGGAAAACUGGAAUACAUGACACGAAAACAGAGUCUGGAUUGGGCCGAGGGGAGGUUGUUAUGGUUAAAAACAAAACAAAUGAAAGGCAGGAGAAAUGGAUUGAAAAGAAAAGAAAUAUGGACAUGGAAGACAUCAGCUUUUCAGACAGAUCCAGUGCCAAGGCAGUCCCCUCAGGGCCAAGCACAGUGCUGGGUGAGAGAUCAGCAGAGUUAAUGUUACCCCACUGCCCCCAGAAGACCUUUGGUGAGGGCCCUGCAAUCACUUACAUUACAGAGGACAAGAAAACAAGGGACUCUGUACUAUCUAUUCCUCAAAAGGCAGAGGAGCAGGUAGAAGCUGAGCAGAAAAGAGCAGAUGAUGAGAUAGAUUCUGGCCGGCAAGAAAGAGGAAAAGGAGGACAAACAGGCAGCAUGGAGAGAGCCCUGUCAGUAAAUAAUACCAGAGACAGGAACACCGUACAAAGGGAGGUGUCCGACGUGGGCUUGUCUCAGGUGAACUUCCAGGACCCUGAUGCGAGAAGUUCCUCUGAUACAGGGAACGGACAGGCACAGAGCACAUCUUUAGAGUGGCUGAAGCUCCACGUCAACCUCAGCUCACCAAGCAACAGCUGUCCCUUUUUCCAGGAUCUGGACCGAAGCAGAUGUUUAUGGAAGGGGGCUGAGUUGUCUGAGUGCGAGGGGGCAUCUCAGUCGGGUGUGUCAUCCCUCAACUCGGGGGACGAAGGAGACUCAGAGACAGAAACAGAAGGAGACAGUGAGUCCUACACAAGAGAGAGGGCCAGACAGGUUCAGUUGCCAUUCUCUGUAGACUGGAUUGUGGAUCUAAGCAGAAAUGACUUCCAACAGCUGCUGAAGCAACAGGUGUUCACUCAUGAACAGCUGGAAUUAGUCCAUGAUAUGAGACGGCGCAGCAAAAACCGCCUCGCAGCUCAGCGGUGCCGCAAGAGGAAACUAGACUGCAUCUAUAAUCUGCAGUGCGAAAUCAACAAGCUGAAGACAGAGAGAGAAAAACUGAUCAUGGAGAAGAGCCAGCUGAACCAGCUGAAAGAGAAAACAUGUGAGAGUGUCUCCACCUUAUGCCAAAGGGUCUGCACUGAAGCCAACCUACAGCCAGAGCAGCUCCAGGUGUUAGCCAAAUACACCACAACAGACUGCCCUCUGUCCUCUUUCUUUCCUUACAUAGACACGCUCCUUUCACAACCUGGGUUGCCACUCCAGCUUCGGGCUUCAUUCUCGGCCUGUUCUGUGGACCUUGAUAAGUAUAUGGUGGGUGAGGAGGCUUCGUCCAGCUCCAGAAGUGAUACAAUCACAGAAGACGAUCAACAUUCGCUUUAGAUGCACACUCAGCACACACAUUUCAACUUUGUACGAAACUCAUAGGAUUGUAGAGCCAGAGGUUGCCAUGAUGUCAAACUGGUUAUUAAACCAAAGGUUUGUAUCAUACCUUUUAUCAUAUUGUAUCUGAGGACAUUACCAUAGACUGUGGUCUGAGUACAGGACAAAAAAUAAAGCAGUGGCUUACUUAUGAUCUCAUCAUGAUAUGACGAUACAUGGGAAUGGGAAGGCUGUAAUCAGCACCAGUUUAAACCUUUUCAAUUUAAAACUUUAAGACUUAUAUUGAGAGGCCAGGAAAGCAUUCCAGGGGUCAAAAAUCAUUCAUUUUACUUUUACACCAAUUCUAAGUAUUUGAUGACCGUCUGUAGUGAAUUUGUCCAACUAGCUAUUUACAGUUUGUUUUCUUGUUAAAUGUGCCUGCUUGCUAAUCAAUGUUGAGAAUGUAAAGAAAUCAGCACUGAGACAAUCACACCUUUAAUCAUAAAUCAAAGGGAACAGUGGUCUCCAUAUUUGUAAUGUGCUUCACUGCUUGAUUACCUCAGGAUAACACACUCAUCCAUAUACUUUAUAUGUGUACUUUUAUUGUAUAAGAAAACAUUUUGAUACAGUUGGUACGCUAAGGUUCUCAGGUGUUAAUAGGAAAAUACAGCUCAUAAUACCUCUUGCAGACAGUGUUGGUCUUGCCCUUUCUACAGAGAGUGCAACACAAAACAGCAUUUUGCACCAAAAACAAGACAACUGAGCAAAUAGACUUGACAUGGUGUGCCAUGUUUACCUUCUGGUCCUAUGUCUGCCUGUCAUAUUUAAGCCUGUCAUUGUGGUUGCCUGACCACAGUGACACAGCUCUUUUAGGCUGCACACUAUUUGCCUUCAUAUGUUUUAAAGUGAAGCAUUUAUAUAUGAACAAAGUACACUUUUAGCAGAAAAGCUGCCUCACUAUCAUUUUUUUUCUGCUCUGUAUUGCGGCAUUGGACUUUUUUAUUUUCAUUAGAUGGAAAUAGGUCUAGGGAACAAUGUGGUACAAGCAGAUUUAUGUUUUUCUUUUAUGUCUGGACAGUCAACAGAGCAAUUAUUGAUAUUUGUUUUGUGCAUCCAAUUCAUUACUCAAUUUUCUGUAGCUUUUCUUUUGACUUUCACCUGUAGCCUUUCACCUAUUGUCCCCCAAUUUAUAGUAAAUAUUUGACACUCAGGACACUUCACAGAAAACCAGCUUUGCAACUUAUAACCUUGGUUACUCAGGAUCAGGUUUCACUAUAUGUGCAUAUAGUUUUAGGUUUAUAUCAGUUAUGCACUGAUUUUAUGACAAUAUGCUGAGUAACCUCAUUGUUUUUUUGAGGUUGGAAUGAAUAUAGACAUCUAGUAAUAUGGUUAAUGAACAUAAGAAUUGAGUUUUUUUUCUCCCACCAAGCCAACUUCCGGCUAAUGCAUGAUAACUCUGGUGCUUAUUGCCCUCUAGUGAUGGGUGCAUGUACAGUCAGUAGACCUAGAGCUGAAAAGAUGUGUACUACAGUAUAUGCUGCACAAAUUCCUGUCUACUGUGUUACUUUAUUUUUAAUGCAUAUAAAUCACUGUAUCUUUCUAUGAUAAUGUCCAGGUGGAUUCCUGUAUUUUUUAAAGCAAAAGUGAAACGGAACCAAUCAACAUUAAAAAGAAAUUUCUCCAAACAGUAAAA
Molecule: messenger RNA, 4446 nt
Organism: Micropterus salmoides (largemouth bass)
Lineage: Eukaryota; Metazoa; Chordata; Actinopteri; Centrarchiformes; Centrarchidae
Gene: bach1b
Product: BTB and CNC homology 1, basic leucine zipper transcription factor 1 b
Exons: 5
Coding region: 561-2774 (737 amino acids)
Biological process (GO): regulation of transcription by RNA polymerase II
Molecular function (GO): RNA polymerase II cis-regulatory region sequence-specific DNA binding; DNA-binding transcription factor activity, RNA polymerase II-specific; protein binding
Source: RefSeq, a predicted model, not a curated record